Molecule: messenger RNA, 3317 nt
Organism: Daphnia magna
Lineage: Eukaryota; Metazoa; Arthropoda; Branchiopoda; Diplostraca; Daphniidae
Product: hepatocyte nuclear factor 3-beta
Exons: 1
Coding region: 444-2468 (674 amino acids)
Biological process (GO): anatomical structure morphogenesis; cell differentiation; regulation of transcription by RNA polymerase II
Molecular function (GO): RNA polymerase II cis-regulatory region sequence-specific DNA binding; DNA-binding transcription factor activity, RNA polymerase II-specific
Source: RefSeq, a predicted model, not a curated record
GGAAGCGUAGCAGCAACUCUACUAACAAACCGAGCAAUCAAAAACGCUCUGCGCUCGUUAAUAGGCAGGCAUUAUCCGGCUGGGCUCUCCACGCAGCUGAAGAGCUCCUCUCUCUCUCUCUCUCUCAUUUCUCUGCCCUGUCAUUUAAGAAGAAAAAAAAAAUUUGUUUUUAAAAACCACAACGGCUGUAUUGUGUACAAGACCUGUCAGUUUAUUUUUGAUUUUUUUGAAGGGGGUUGUUUCUCAGUGUCUAAUUUACACAGUUUUCGGUCCGUGUUCAAUCAACAAUUCGACAUUAUCUCUGCUGGCCGUGUUGACAGUGUCACCAACUGAAGAAAAAAAAAAAAAACCCUCAAAAUUCUGUGCCGUUUUUACCGCAAAAGUAUUCGAAUAUUGACACAAGAACGAAAGCAAAAGAGAAGAAGACGUUUGGUGUGCGCUCAAUGUGCCAAGUGAUGAACGAUGAUCUUGGGCCCCAUCGUACGGGCAAUCGAAACAAUUCAGUCGCUUCUCGUCAAGAGCAGAUCAACGACGUUUCGCUAUCUGUCGCUAUGAACGGACACGUGAAUUCGACCAUGUCUGCCGGUCGGCCAUCGUCGCUAUCCACUUCGACGGCGCAUCACGGCUCGUUUGGAGCCGGCCAUUCAUCGACGAUCCCGCUCGAUCUUCGAGGAGCAGCCAUCGGUGGUAUUGUUCCAGCGUCGUCAGCUUCGUAUCCGGCCAGCGACGAAGGUGACAGCGGAGCGGAAGAAAUCAAUCAAGACGCGUGCGAAAUCAACGUCGAUUCGGACGACUCGGACGACGGUGGCGAAGAGAUGGACGACAAUGACGCACCUGUCAACGGCCAUCCUCAUUUCCCUUUCGCCUUCGAUCCGCACAGUCCGUUCCUAGGCCAAGCGGCGGCCUUUUUCGGCGCCGGCGGAAGCGUCGCCGGUGGCUUGAUGAAUCCGGCCAUGACGGCGGCAGCGGCAGCCCAGGCCGAGUGGUUCAUGCAGGCCGCCAUGGCCAACGCAGCCACGAUGAAUCAGCAACAGCAAAUGUCAGCCGCGCAUCCGCACGCGACCGCAUCGUCCGACGUGAUGGCCAGUCACGGCGGCAAAGCGUCGCACAGCAAGUCGUCCAGUCGUCAUCAUCAUCACGACAGGCCCGGCAAAGACCACAAGGAAGGCAAGAGUCACAGCAAAAAUCACAACCGCAGUUCCGGUUCGAGCGAUGGAGAGGCCGGCGGACCUGCCGUUGGCGGAGGCAAGUCGAAGAAGAGCGGCCUAGUCAAACCGCCGUAUUCGUACAUCGCGCUCAUCACCAUGGCGAUUCUGUCCAAUCCGCACAAGAAGUUGACGCUCAGCGGAAUUUGCGAAUUCAUUAUGAAUCGAUUCCCGUACUAUCGCGAUAGAUUCCCCGCCUGGCAGAACUCCAUCCGUCACAAUCUAAGCCUCAACGAUUGCUUUGUCAAGAUUCCGCGCGAGCCGGGCAAUCCGGGCAAAGGUAACUACUGGACGCUGGAUCCGAUGGCCGAAGACAUGUUCGACAACGGCUCUUUCCUGCGCCGCCGUAAGCGCUACAAGCGACAACAGUCGGACUUUUUCCGCGAUCCGGCCGCAGCCACGGCUGCCUUUCUUCACCAUAUGGCCGUCACUGAUCCGUACACUCAUCAGGCCUUGAUGGCCGGCCAUCAUCAUCCGCACCACGCGGCCAUGGCGGCCGUGGCGGCCGCUUUCCCGCCUACGCCUUUAGCAACUCCGCAAGAUCGGAUGCCGUCAGGCCAGUCAUCGUCAGCAAACGGAGCGGGCAGUGGGCCGGGCAAUUUUCUACCUCCGUUCAAUCUGAGCGGAAUGACUGGGCUGGGUGUUCCGGCGAAUUUCUCGCUGCCUCCGCAGCAACACCAUCCGCACAAUAUGAGUGCCGGUCAGCAUCCUCUGGGUGGUGGCUUCCAUCACAAUUCUUCCAGCGGAUCGGAGAUGCAGAUGGCCAAUCAAUUCCAGCCGGCCAAUAACAUCGUCAAGCCGAUCGCUGUUCCAGCUGCUGGUGGCAACACUAAUACAUCGACCGGAAUGCAACGAUCGCCUUCCGUCACACGGUGCAGUAAAGGUCCAGUUGUUCCUCAAUUCUCUCCCGAAUCGUCCGGAAUUCCAUGCAGUCCAACUACACCCACGUCACCUGGGUCUUCUUCGAUGCCAACCGGUCGCAAAGGUAGCGCUAACAAGACCACCUUCAGCAUCGACAGCAUCAUCGGAAGCAACAAGAACGAAGCGGCGGAUGUCAUCGAGUCCGUCGACGGUGAGCUCAAAACAACAUCGCCAUCCGGCGGAUCUGCUGCUGGCCUACCGUCCAUCGUUGAAACCGAAUUCAACUUAUCCAAUCUAUCGAGUGGUGACCUGGACAAAUUGCGCCGCUUGGCCAUGGUGACUGGCGUUCAGGGCCUCUCGCGGUUCGCUAAUAGUUUGGCGCCAGUUACCUGGGCAAGGUGAAUGUUUCUAAAAUGGAAAACGCGCGUCGUUUUCAUGUGUGCUCACUGCGUCUGCUAUAGUUGGCAGCUCGACGUUCAUUUGGGUUCAAGUUUUCUCGUGUGCGUGUCAAACAGUCAAUGCAGCACAAAAGUUGGGUUGCAUACGUCGUACAUAUUUGGGUGGGUUUUCUUUCAUUGUUUAGUCUGUGCUCCAUAUACCCUGCACUAACACUAGCGCGAAUGUCUCAUUGACUUACAUUGUUUGUUUUUUUUUACAAUCAAGACAAGAACAAGAAAGAAUGUGUAAAUGCUGUACAUAAACGUUUUACAGUGCGUACGAAAUUGUUGGGGGAAACGACGAACCAGUUGAGUUCAGGAAGACGAUAGCUGUUUCAUUUGAAAAAAAAAACAAAAACAAAAUUAAAUAUUAAAUAGAUUUACAUGUUUGAUCUCAAAAUUCAACAACAUUUCUAGAAACCUAAGAAUAAAUAACAGUUGUAAUAUUUGCUUGAUGACAAUUUAGAGAGAACAAAUAUCGUGUCUAGGCCAUUCGCCAAUGUUUCAAUUAUUCCCAUGUAUCUAUAAAUAAUAAAAAACUAAAUUCACUACAAAAUUUAUAAAUAUUAUACAUAAUUUAUGUGUCGUCAUGUACGCCGUACGGUUAAAUAUUGGAACGUGUCGUGCGCUCCGUCAUAACAAAUUCAUGUACAAUAUGUUGAAACGUUUUUCACCCCCCUCAUUUAUCCUUUGCUACAUUGUUGUCCUGAAACAUAUGAUUUUUGAAAUUUUGUUCUCUGUACACAUGUGGCUGUCAAUGUCGAUGUGCUGCCUGCCGUGGCCGUUUAACAAUAUACCAUACAAAUCCCUCUGA